Molecule: messenger RNA, 1410 nt
Organism: Ornithodoros turicata
Lineage: Eukaryota; Metazoa; Arthropoda; Arachnida; Ixodida; Argasidae
Exons: 10
Coding region: 105-1130 (341 amino acids)
Source: RefSeq, a predicted model, not a curated record
UGCACAAGAAAGACGAAGCAGAAAUACGUCUGAUAGCCAUUUUGUUUGGUGAAAGCAGUCGCGGUGCACUCUGCUCGUUUGAGUUAAGCUUUUGACUGAACAUCAUGGCAGGUUAUUCACGAGCGCCUGCACCUGCUGCCUACCCGGCCGCGUACCCUGCCGUGCGACCUGCCGCGUAUCCUGCCGCGUAUCCUGCCACGCGUCCCCCAACUGCUCCCGCAUCACCAGUACACACCGUAGCUGCAACUACUGUGGGAGCAACUACCGCUGCCGGGACUCCCGAGGAUGAGCAGGACGAACACGGAGGAGAGCAUACGGAGCCCAAAGAAGACCUAAGAGGGCCUGCCGAUUUCUUCGCUGGGUUGACUCCCAACGAGCGCAACAUUCGCAUCUUCUAUUGCGUCUCCUUUUUUACCAUCAGCGUCGUCGUUGCGCUCGGCGUUUUCAUCAUAAUCAUCGGGCCCGACCGCCCGGACUUCUUUACAAACCGGUUCACAGGAUUAGCAAGAAAAAUUACUGUUGAAGUAACGGAUGAGCAAGGAAGUACCAGUACAGCUGCACGGCCGAUUACGACGACGAGUUCCGACGACAGCAGUGGUUGCUUCGAGACAUCCUCGCUGACCCUCUGCGUGAUUGCAAUGGGGAAGUCCUACACGUGCAUUCCUUCAGGCAGUUCUAAAAAUCGUCAUUGCCUGGAGUGGGACGCUCAAUACCACUGCCUCAAGUCGCCAAGGUUUGCAAACAAGUCGCAUUGUGAGGACACCUGCGCUCGUGAGGGCGGGGAGAACUGCACAGCGGUAACUACGUGCUCGUGCUCCGGCGACUACAGGCGCACCAACUGGGUAUAUGAUACCACACUUGGCUGUCGCCUGCUCAACCAAAACUACUGCGUCGAGAGCAAGGCUGGCUUCAGGGACGCCAAAACAUGCACUGAGACGUGCACUGGGUCUGGUACUUCUCCGGAUGACCGUUGUAAUGGAACGUACACGCUACGCUCCUGUACGUUCGAAGACCGCCUGUACCGCUACUUCUGGGACACCAAACUUCACGAGUGCGUUGCUUGGGAAAAGAAGAUCUGUCUCCAAGAUGCGUACGAAGAGCUGCACUCCUGCCAUGAGCGCUGCUCCUAAGCCCCCACGGAAGGGGUUACACUGUCUCGCCUACCUUAAAUGCAAAGCCAAAGCGCACUCAAACCCGAGCGACCAGGACACAUCAGACUGGCGGUGUCUUGUUUCCAAAGGACGGUUGGGGCAAGAUGAGGCAAUGUGCUUUUUUUGAAUUUCUUGUUCUGUGUUUAUUUUAGAGCCGGUUAUGUCCGUUCUGAUUUACAGAUCAGAGGCUCCAGACAUCUGAGAAUGUGCCUAUGGACGUAUCUUGAAAAACACGAAAAAUAAAAAUUCCAUAUUCGAC